Medioppia subpectinata is the source of this 443-nucleotide messenger RNA. The record is from the annotation of a GenBank genome assembly. NCBI's taxonomy places the organism in Eukaryota, Metazoa, Arthropoda, Arachnida, Sarcoptiformes, Oppiidae.
ACAAUAGGAACCGGUGAUGGAUAUGUCAUGUUCUUUGACAUUAGAGCCAUGAAAUAUCUCGAAUCUGACGGUCAGUCCGCUCUUAAGGCCAGCAAAGGAUGUUAUUAUCCGGAAGAGUUGUAUAGUGACAUGUAUAUGCAAUACGAGUAUUCGCCCGCUAUUUAUACCCAUCAAUACGACUCAUCAAAAACAAGGCUUUUCACAGCCGGCGGACCCCUUCCGGCCGGACUUCAGGGAAGUUAUGCCGGACUUUGGAGUUAACUAUUAUUACAGUUAUUCUGUUUUUAUUAUUAGUAAUUAAUUAUAACAUUAUUUUAAUGCAUUUCUUGUAUAUCUACUAUAACUUUAAUAUUUAAGAAAUUAUAACAUUUCAUUGCAUAAACAUAUUUUUCAAUAUAACUGUUUUCUUUUGAUUUAAUUUUAUAAUUGGUUUUUUGUCGUCU